UUUCUGACGCGUCGUGUCGCGAGCGCCGUGCCGUCCAAUACCGAUCUAAACACAUUACGAACUCGCCGCCUAAACUUUGAGCGUUUAUUACGCCAAUGUUCUAAAACAUUGAUUAACUGUAAAGUCUGCAUCGAUUUCAGUGCUGAGACGUAUACUCAUUUAAUUUUACUCGACAUUAGAGCUAUUUUUCUUAAAUAAAAUACGGAAAUGUAAGACGAGGUUACCGCGGCCAGUGUUGUGAUUUUGUUGACAAUGUUUAGUUAAAAGUGAUGUGGUUGUGAAAAUAUUUCAUAGAAAUAUGCGUGUGUUGAUUCCGUUGCUGUUGGUUUGCGUUUCACAAUGUGUUUUAGCGCAAGAAGGACCUCCGAUCGGAGGAAUAUUUUACAAAGACUCAGAAGAUAUGAAAGCUGCUCUGGAGGUGAGCGCAAAAAGUUUUAAUUUCACUGCGUCCAUAAAAGAAGUAUCCACGCGAGGAGAAGUUUUGGAAAUAAGCAAAUAUGUAUGCCAACUAGCGGAGGAAGGUGUAAUCGGCAUCAUAGACGGCACAGGAGGCCGUUCCAGUGAAAUCAUUCAGGGACUAUCUGACGCGCUGGAACUGCCACACAUCAGUAUAGAACAUAAUGACCUUUAUUCUGAUGACUGGUUCGUGCUGAACAUGUAUCCGAGCCCUACUGCUUAUAAUAUGGUGUUACAAAAGUUGAUCCUACACAAGGAGUGGAAAAAUUUCACUCUUUUGUACACGAAGGGACACAGUUUGAUACGCGUCAGUGAGCUGUUGCAGAUGGGCAACGACACUUUAGUCGUCAGUUUGAGAGAACUUAGCGGGAGUGAUUACAGAGACGUACUUAUCGAUGCUAAACACAAUGGCUACAAGAACUUCGUGGUAGAUUCUCCAUCUAGAUACUUGGAGCAAGUAUUGCUUCAUGCACAACAAGUAGGCAUGAUGGCUGAGGAACAUUCGUAUAUUUUCGUAUCGCCCGACCUCUUUACUUUGGACAUGAGUCGGUUCAAAUAUGGAGGAGUUAAUAUGACGGGAUUUCGUUUAGUAGAACUACAAGACAAGGACAAUGAGAAACUGUGGAACUUCACAUCCACACUGAACUUAGAAACUGGGAAAACAUUUAAACCUGAACAGCUUAAAACUCAAGUGUUACUCAUACAUGAUGCAGUCGAAGUGUUCGCUGCUGCCUUCAAGAAGGUUAAGGUGCAACCUGAGACUCUGAGCUGUGAGAAUUACCAAGCUUGGAGUUUUGGAUCGACACUACUCAAUUUUAUGAAGACGAACAAGGUAGAAGGACUAACAAGGUCAUUGAUAUUCGACGGGGUGGGACAGCGGACUGAUGUCACAUUCAAUAUACUUGAAUUAACUUCAGCUGGCAAUCAGUCAAUAGGUAAUUGGACAAACAAUGAAUUGAAAAUAAACAGGCCGCUCGUUGCUGAUGCAGAAAUCACUCAAGAGUCAGCACUGAGGAACAAAUCGUUAAGAGUACUGAUUUCGUUGGCUCCGCCAUACGGAUACAUGAGAAAAUCAGAUAAGAAAUUAGAGGGUAACGAUCAGUACGAAGGAUUCACAAUUGAUUUGAUUGAUAAAUUGAGUGAAAUUCUAGGAUUUAGCUACGAAUUUGCCGUUGAAGAAGACUAUGGCACUAAAACUGAGACCGGUGAAUGGACUGGCAUGGCUCUUCAGCUUAGAGAAGAGAGAGCGGACCUAGCUAUAUGCGACUUAACUAUAACGGCAGUGAGACAGAGUGGCAUAGAUUUUUCCACGCCGUUCAUGACACUUGGUAUCGGAAUACUGUAUAAGGAGCCCAGUAAGCAGCCACCCGAGAUGUUCUCUUUCAUGGCUGUCUUCUCUAAGGAGGUUUGGUACUACAUGAUGCUAAUCCAAUUGGCUUUGGGAGUCACGAUGAUCUUCGUAGGCCGUAUAUCAAACAAGGAAUGGCAGAAUCCAGUGCCCUGUAUAGAAUCCCCUGAAGAAUUGAAUAAUCAGUUCAGUUUCGCCAACUCCGUAUGGCUCAUUAUAGGAUCUGUUAUGCAGCAAGGUUCAGAAAUUGCACCCAUAGCGAUAGGUCCCCGUAUGAUAACCAGUGUAUGGUGGUUUUUCACCAUGGUAAUGGUGGCAUCAUACGUCGGUACUUUAGUCGCCUUCCUCACUGUCGAGAAAAAUGUCUUGCCUUUCGAAACAGUUCAAGAGCUCUAUGAAUCAAAAUCAAUUACUUACGGCGCCAAGGAAAAAGGAUCCACUAAACAGUUCUUUGAGAAUUCUACAAACCCGAUAUACCAGGCCAUGUUCAAAAAAAUGAAGGCACACAAUUGGCUCGCCAAAGAGAAUGACAUUGGUGUCUACUGGGCUGAAACUCAAAAUUAUGCAUUCUUUAUGGAAUCCACAUCUUUGGAAUAUUAUAAGGAGAGACAUUGCGACUUACUGCAAGUCGGUGGUCUACUGGACUCCAAAAGUUACGGCAUCGGAAUGAAAAAGAAAUCGCCUUAUAAGAAAUAUAUUGAUGAUGCAUUACUAAAACUCAAGGAAAAUGGUGAAAUAGAAAAACUGAGGAACAUUUGGUGGAAAGAGAAAAGGGGCGGUGGGAAGUGUGGAGAAAAACGUGAUGCAGAUCAGAAACAGUUGGGUAUGAAGAACAUGUUGGGUGCAUUCGUAGUGCUCGGCGUCGGCUGCCUCAUAGGACUGUUUAUAUCUAUUAUAGAUAUGCUGUGGGGAGUAUUCAAGAGAUCCGUCAAAUAUAGUACAACCUUCAAAUACGAGCUGAUAGAAGAGCUAAAGUUUGCUCUAAAGUUUAGCGGUCAUAUAAAACCCGUUAAGCGACCACAGAAGGCGAUCGAAGGCAGCUUCGAAGCUCUGGCGAAAGCUGAAGGCAAGGAUGAUAUACGUUCGCUACACUCGAUUCGGUCCUGCGACACUCAUAGAACACAUCAUUCACAUAGCUCCAGGCAUUCGUCACGAAGUCUUAGUGUGGCUUUCGCUAAGCGACGAUCCUAUAGCUAAAUUGAUAUUAAUUUAAGUAGUACACGUGUUGUUGAAAGGAAUAUGGUAAUGCCCUUUUAAGUCAAGCUUUUGAGUAUAUUCGUUACAAAGGAACCAUGUAACAUAGUUUAUGUUAGUGACAGAAACCAAUGUGGUGGUAGUUAUACUUUUGGCGAGAUGGUAUAACGCCCUCAGCCCAUUUCUCAGGAAAUUAAUUACCUACUCUUCUGCAAACAAACCUUUGAAUAAUAAUAUUGUUGUUUAAAAUAACAUGAAAUGGAAUAGCGUGUUGAAGUUAAUUUAAACUGGUUGAAUUUAAAAUAAUUUAGUUUUUUGUUAAUGUCUUCUAACAUCUCAAUUUUCGUAUGAAUUUAUUUUAAUUAUACUAUAGUUAGUUAUUUAUUAUUACAUAAUUAUAAUGUAUGUUAAAAAAAGAAAGGUAUUGUUUACCGUUAAAUAAAUUUUACUUUGUCUAAAAA
Messenger RNA from Helicoverpa zea (corn earworm), 3459 nucleotides. Its product is annotated as glutamate receptor ionotropic, kainate 3-like. The record is from RefSeq and is a predicted model, not a curated record. Gene Ontology annotation, molecular function: transmitter-gated monoatomic ion channel activity involved in regulation of postsynaptic membrane potential; glutamate-gated receptor activity. The transcript is spliced from 17 exons. Gene Ontology annotation, cellular component: plasma membrane; postsynaptic membrane. Gene Ontology annotation, biological process: synaptic transmission, glutamatergic; modulation of chemical synaptic transmission; monoatomic ion transport. NCBI's taxonomy places the organism in Eukaryota, Metazoa, Arthropoda, Insecta, Lepidoptera, Noctuidae. The coding region runs from base 299 to 3001 and encodes 900 amino acids.